Sphaerodactylus townsendi is the source of this 2585-nucleotide messenger RNA. RefSeq names its product acyl-coenzyme A synthetase ACSM4, mitochondrial-like. Gene Ontology annotation, cellular component: mitochondrial matrix. Gene Ontology annotation, molecular function: fatty-acyl-CoA synthase activity; fatty acid ligase activity. Lineage: Eukaryota; Metazoa; Chordata; Lepidosauria; Squamata; Sphaerodactylidae. The record is from RefSeq and is a predicted model, not a curated record. The coding region runs from base 262 to 2055 and encodes 597 amino acids. The transcript has 14 exons. Gene Ontology annotation, biological process: acyl-CoA metabolic process; fatty acid biosynthetic process.
UAACCGGUGAAAUGAAAACCUGCAUUCUUGGGGGCGGGGGAUAAUCCUUUCCUCAGAAAGCCAGAUACACACGGUACACACGCAAAGAUCGAGGGGUUUUUAAAAGCCAAUACAAGGUGGGAGAAGAGGCUGGAAGCAGUUACUGCUAACCAACGUGGCAGAGCGGCACGGAAGAAUUAAAAGAAAUCUGACCAUAAGCCACGCCGCCUCCAGCCCAAGCUACACAACACCACACAAUCCUGGGCACAGACGGCUGCAGUUAUGAAAACGCUAGUCAAACUCUGGGCUCCGAGACCCAUUUGGAACCCGAAGCUACUUUGGAAGUCGUUCCGUAAAGACGGCAGGGCGUCUGCGUCGCUCGACCUUGCCGAGCUCGAAGCCAUUAACCGGUGUGAAAAGGAGGUCCCCGAGUAUUUUAAUUUCGCAAACGACGUUCUGGACAAGUGGUCGCAGAUAGAAAAGGAGGGAAACAGACCUCCUAACCCUGCCUUGUGGUGGAUCAACGGCAAAGGGAGCGAAGUGAGAUGGAGCUACGAAGAGCUGGCAGCCCUGUCGAGGAAAGCGGCCAACGUCCUCAUGGAUCCGUGUGGUCUACAAAGAGGAGACCGGGUGAUCCUCAUUCUGCCUCGCGUACCAGAAUGGUGGCUGCUAAAUGCAGCCUGCAUUCGGACAGGGAUUAUCUUCAUUCCGGGGACACCUCUACUGACCGCCAAAGACAUCCUGUUCCGACUGCAGGCUUCUAAAGCCAAGGGCAUUAUCACCAACGAGAACCUGGCCCCAGUGGUAGAUUCUGUUUCUUCGUCUUGCCCCUUUCUGAGGACAAAGCUCCUGGUCUCUGAAGGCAAGAGAGGCGGCUGGCUGAAUUUCAAGGAGCUCCUUCGAGCGGCCCCUUCCAGCCACGACUGCGUGAAAACCAAGAGCGAUGAACCCAUGACUAUCUACUUCACAAGCGGAACCACGGGGUCUCCCAAGAUGGCAGAGCAUACCCACAGUAGCUUUGGCAUUGGGUGUGCCUUGCCUGCAAGGUACUGGCUGGAUUUGAAACCAUCAGAUAUCAUGUGGAAUAUGUCCGACACAGGUUGGAUCAAGGCCGCCAUAGGGAGUGUUUUUGCUCCAUGGCUUCGUGGCUCCAGCGUCUUCAUACACCACAUGCCGCAGUUCGAUCCCAGAGAGAUUCUGAAUACUCUGGUCAGGUACCCCGUAACUACCAUGUGCAGUGCUCCGACCGGCUAUCGGAUGCUGGUCCAACAGGAUCUUACAGGUACUCCUAGCUACAGGUUCAAGAGCCUAAAGCACUGCUCGACAGGAGGGGAGUCGCUCAACCCCGAAGUGCUGGUGCAGUGGAAAAAACAAACAGGGCUGGACCUCUAUGAAGGCUACGGACAGACCGAAGUGGGGGUGAUAUCACUAAUGGAAAAAGGAAAGGAAAUUAAACCUGGCUCUAUGGGUAAGCCGGUUGCAUCGUAUGACGUUCAGAUCAUAGAUGCCAAUUCUGCAAAUAUUCUUGCCUCUCAUACGGGGAGGGAAGGGGAGAUCAAAGCGAUCAGAAUCCAAAUCCAAGCCGGUCCCAAUUUUAUAACUUUUUUCACAGCUCACGUGGAUAAUCCAGAGAAAACGGCCUCAACCUUUCGUGGAAAUUUCUACCUCACUGGAGACAGAGGGUGGAUGGACGAAGAUGGAUACCUGUGGUUUGUUGCGAGAGCCGACGAUGUCAUUAUGUCUUCUGGGUAUCGUAUUGGGCCCUCCGAAGUAGAAAAUGCAUUAAUCGAACACCCUGCUGUGGUUGAGUCUGCCGUGGUCAGCAGCCCAGAUGCUAUCAGAGGGGAGGUGGUGAAAGCUUACGUCGUCCUGUCUCCUUCCUUUGCAUCCCAUGAUAAGGAGGAGCUAACCCUUGAGCUUCAAGACCACGUCAAGAAAACGACAGCUCCUUACAAGUAUCCCAGAAAAGUGGAGUUUGUCCACCAGCUGCCAAAAACUGUCAGCGGCAAAAUCCGAAGAAAUGAAUUAAGGAAAAAGGAAUGGGAACAGAUCAAGCACGGCACUCACAUAUGGUAAAAGUUCUCCACCACCCUGUUCAGGAUUAGGUAGUAAAGUCCAAAAGGGACACCAAAUAUGUGCAAUACAUGUAUGCAGUUUUAUAUUUUAGGGGUUAUUGAAGGGGGAAAAAACGGGACAGAUGUUAAACAAGGACUUAAUUUUAAACUAAUUCCUUGUGAUUUGAAAGCUUGUGGGGAAUUCAGCUCAUCCCUAUUGGUUGUUCAAUUGCAUCAACCUCCAGAACAGAUGAAGGGCACCGGGGAAGGGGGCGGGGCAAACAACUCCAUUUGCAGGUCCUUGUACGACAGUUUGAGCCCCCAGUUUCCACUAGUAAAGAGAACUGGCUCUUUUCCAAUUUUCUAUGUGAAUUUUCUACCAUGUCAAUUUCAAUGUGAAUGUAUUUGUACAACUUUGAAUUGCUAGUAACUGAUGGAAAGGUGGAGCAGACAUCUGAAAUAAAAGCUCUUUAUAUUAGGACACACCACGAUAAUGGACUGAUUGUUGUCUGAAGGCACAGAAUAAACACUUCUACCUGCCUUGUAGUAAAA